UAUGGUUUUGUAGAGAGGAGGAAAGGAAAAAAGAAUCUCAGUAAACGAUUGAUUGAUUGGUUGGUGAGCUAUUCUUUAGGAUACGAAAAUAAUCGAUGGCGACUUUGAAGCUUCAAGCUCUCUGGAAUCACCCUGCCGGUCCUAAAACCAUUCAUUUUUGGGCGCCAACGUUCAAGUGGGGAAUCAGCAUAGCCAACAUUGCAGACUUUGCCAAACCUACUGACAAAAUCUCUUACCCGCAACAGCUUGCUGUUACAUGCACUGGAGUUAUCUGGUCUCGCUACAGCAUGGUUAUCACUCCUAAAAACUGGAACCUCUUUAGCGUUAAUGUUGCUAUGGCCGGGACUGGCAUUUACCAGCUUUCUCGUAAAAUCAAAAACGAUUUUGCAUCUGAACCCGAGCCUGUUGUUGCCAAAGAAUGAUUAUGACGACGAA
Molecule: messenger RNA, 435 nt
Organism: Brassica oleracea var. oleracea
Lineage: Eukaryota; Viridiplantae; Streptophyta; Magnoliopsida; Brassicales; Brassicaceae
Product: mitochondrial pyruvate carrier 4-like
Exons: 5
Coding region: 96-422 (108 amino acids)
Biological process (GO): pyruvate import into mitochondria
Cellular component (GO): mitochondrial inner membrane
Source: RefSeq, a predicted model, not a curated record